UUGAGUUGGUUGAUUUUGUUCUGGAGCCUGAUGACCUUCCUCAGAGGGGUCUCUUCCCUCUCAGCUGACUGCAGCCUGGACUGCCAGAGCCACUGCCUCAUAGACUGCAGGCCUGGAUAUUAUUACACAGCUGGCAACUGCCUGGAGUGCCCAGUAGGCUUCUACUGCCCUGGAGGCCGAGCAGCUCCAAGGAAAUGCCCCCUGGGAACUGCCAAUGAACUGACUGCUCAGGGAAACCUCUCAGCCUGCCAGGUUUGCCCCUACGGCCACCUGAGCCUGGAGAGCAGGGCUGGCUGCCGGCCGUGUCCCCAGGGCUUCUCCUGUGACCCCAGCACGGGCUCCCAGAGGAGCUGCCAGCCGGGCCAGCACUCGCCCGAGGGCCAGCUGGGCUGCAGGGAGUGCCCCGAGGGCCACGCCUGCCCCGACGGACACAGCGCUCAGCACUGUUCAGCAGAUCAGCAGCCUAACCCCAGUCGCACCCUCUGUGUCUCCUGCACUCCUGCUUCCCUCUCAGCUGAAGACACCAGGCCCUGCCAGCCCUGCCCAGCAGGUCACUUCUGUCCUGAUGGCCUCCAGGUCCCUCCAUGCCCAGCUGGGAGCUUCAAGCCCAAGGAGGGAGAUCCCAGAGCCAGCAACAGCUCCUUGUGCUUGCCAGGAGCUGGCUUGUGUUUGAAGUGCCCUGUUGGGUAUUUCUGCCCUGCUGGAGCCAGUUUCCCAGUGCCUUGCCAGCCAGGGACACACAACCCUCUGCCAGGGCAGGAUGAGGCUGCAGACUGCAGAGCCUGCCCAGCAGGGAGGGCUUGCACCCAGCCUGGCCUGGCCCAGCCUGACACAGAGUGCUCAGCAGGGUACGUGUGUCCCACGGGCUCUGCCAGCCCCCAUGCCCCCAGCAAUGCCUGCCCUCCAGGAACUGUUGGCAACCACCUGGACCUCUUUGACAAGUCCCAGUGUGAGCCCUGCCCUGCAGGAUUUGUCUGUGCCAGAGGAACUGGGGGGCAGCAGAAACCUCCCAGCCCGUGCCCAGUUGGUCACUACUGCCCAGCUGGCACCAAGCCCCCGGCCCAGCUCAGGUGUGCCCAGGGCACCUGGAGCAACAGGAGCAGCCUGGCAUCAGCACAGCAGUGCUCUCCCUGCCCCCUGGGCUGGUUCUGUGUGCCUGGAGCCCGAGUCCCCACUGGGAGAUGCAGCUCAGGGCACUACUGCCCUCAAGGCAGCUGGAGAAGCACACAGUUCCCCUGCCCUGCAGGAACCUACAGCAGCAGGCUGGGCAGGGGCAGGGUGCAGGAUUGCUCUGCCUGCCCUGCAGGAGCCUUCUGCCCCUCUGGCACCUCCAAACCAGUGCUGUGCCCACUGUGAGUGCAGGCUAAUGCUGGGGCUGUGCAGGUACAAGGGGAAUGUCUGAUUGUGGCAUCUCAUGGCUCUUCUGGUUUUGAUUACUGGGUGGUCCAGGCAAGUUUUGGCAGAAUUUUGUGGAUUUUGCUGCAGAAAGAGCUCAUUUACUCUAAUCAGAGCACCAGGAAUUCAGGAUGGAGGUGCAGUGCUGAUGCCUUAGGAUUUCAGCUUUUCUAUUUUCCAUCUAUUUGUAACCCUGCAGUUCUUUAGUGUAGAACUCCAAACUCCAUAUCCAGUGGGAGCUGCUGCUCUCCCAUUUUGGGCAGACACAACAAUUCCUCUCCAGGCCUGGCAAUCAAGGACACUUCACUGCCUCAGGCCUGAGAGAUGGAAACAAAAGUGAGUUGGGGGAGCAAACUUGGGGUAAAUGACUUCAUUACCUGAAGCUGUAAUUGGAA
This is a messenger RNA of Oenanthe melanoleuca, 1790 nucleotides long. Its product is annotated as multiple epidermal growth factor-like domains protein 11. The transcript has 10 exons. NCBI's taxonomy places the organism in Eukaryota, Metazoa, Chordata, Aves, Passeriformes, Muscicapidae. The record is from RefSeq and is a predicted model, not a curated record. Bases 31 to 1356 code for a protein of 441 amino acids.